Haemonchus placei is the source of this 249-nucleotide messenger RNA. Lineage: Eukaryota; Metazoa; Nematoda; Chromadorea; Rhabditida; Trichostrongylidae. The record is from the annotation of a GenBank genome assembly.
AUGUUUCUUUUGAAUAUCUACUAUACUUAUUCGGAAUGCGCAUUCAUGCUAGCGGCGGAUAUCGCGCAGUUGGUGCGCGCCUACUUAGCAGAUGAGCCAUUCAAACAGUUUCUCGAUUCAAUGCUGUUUUAUCGUUACCUGCAGUGGAAGUGGCUGGAGAAACGGCCAGUGGACAAGCACACAUUCAGAUUAUACAGAAUACUCGGCAAAGGUGGAUUCGGUGAAGUGUGUGCAUGUCAAUUUUCUUGA